Molecule: messenger RNA, 1055 nt
Organism: Phalaenopsis equestris
Lineage: Eukaryota; Viridiplantae; Streptophyta; Magnoliopsida; Asparagales; Orchidaceae
Exons: 2
Coding region: 39-1025 (328 amino acids)
Biological process (GO): tetrapyrrole biosynthetic process
Molecular function (GO): uroporphyrinogen-III synthase activity
Source: RefSeq, a predicted model, not a curated record
UGUGUGCGUAAAUAUAUAUCAUCCCGCUCGCUGUGUGGAUGCAAUAUACGGUGGUUAACCGUGCACACCGGCUGCGCACCAUUUGUCCCGCCGCCACGCUACCAUCAAUGUCUGCAAAGUUCUCAUCGCCGCCCAUCACCUUCGCCAUCUCUAUCGCUGUCGAAAACCCUCUAUCCGACCGCCGCAUCGCCUUCACUACCCCUCCAGUUUAUGCCAAGAGGCUAGCCGGCCUUCUCCAUCUCCGCGCCUGCACACCGGUCCCCAUCCCCACCGUCGCCGUUGAACCCACUCCGCGCACUAUCGCAUUCCUACGCCCAUUUUUCUCAAACAAAGCCCUAGAUCGCUUCUCUUCCCUCCUCUUCACUUCCCGUACAGGCAUCACCGCCGUCUCCCUUACCCUCGCCGAUGAUUCAACGCCCUUAGCUGAUUCGGGCGAACCCUUCAUUGUUGCAGCCCUCGGUCGCGACGUUGAUUUCCUGCACGAGAUUGGACUAAUUCACAAACUCUGCCGAAAUCCUCAUCGGAUUCAGGUGCUGACUCCCGAGGUCGCUUCGCCAUCGGGCCUCGUGGAGGCUAUUGGGGAGGGGUUUGGCCGUAGGGCUCUUUGCCCGGUUCCUGAUGUGAUUGAUUUGGAGGAGCCAUCGGUUGUGCCGGAAUUUUUGAAAGGGUUGGUGGCCGGCGGCUGGGCUCCGGUUAGGGUUUCUGCUUACGAAACAAGGUGGGCGGGAUUAGGUUGCGUGGAGGAUUUGGUGCGGGGUAAGCAAGGGGAUUUGGAUGCCAUUGUGUUUACGAGCACGGCUGAGGUGGAGGGAUUGGUGAAAUCGUUGGAGGUGUUGGGGUGGAGGUGGAACGAGUUGAGGAAGAGGUGGCCGGAGAUGGUGGUGGCGGCGCAUGGGCCGGUAACUGCAAAGGGAGCGGAGAGGUUUGGGGUAGUUGUUGACGUGGUUAGCUCCAGUUUUAGUAGCUUUGAUGGAGUUCUUGACGCUCUUGCGCUGAGGUGGGCGGGUUCAAGCUCAGGGGAAUGAUGUUUGAUGAUUGGUGGUACCCACGAUCCG